Molecule: messenger RNA, 1384 nt
Organism: Cuscuta epithymum
Lineage: Eukaryota; Viridiplantae; Streptophyta; Magnoliopsida; Solanales; Convolvulaceae
Source: the annotation of a GenBank genome assembly
CAACAAUCCAAACCCGCAUGGCCCCUCUUUCCUUUCGGUUUAAUUCGUUUCCAUUGAUUCUCUCGCCGAUCGCACGUUAACUCAUUUCCCCACCGCUUGCACGCGCCACCGUCACCGCCAUCCUACGCCGGAAGAUGGGAAUUUCGUGUAGUAAACGACAACAGCAGCAGCAGCCGCAGCAACAAUUUCCACCGCCGUCUCUCUCGCAACUUCCGCCGCCGUCUCUCUCGCAAGUUCUACCGCCAGAGCAACCUCCAUCUUCAUCCAGUCCUCCUCCGCCCCUCCCUCCGCCUCCGCCGGCACUACCCUGCGUUGUUUUCAGAGCUAGUUCACCCUAUCCCGCUCCCUCCCAGAACCCUUAUUCCUCGAUCCCCGAUCCUUACACGCGUCAGUCCACAGGACCCUUCAAUCACGGCUACAAUCAAACCAACCGACCUUUUAUUUACCAUAACAAUUACCAUCCGUCCUAUUACCUACCACAAGCUCAUGGAUGGUAUGGGUCCCGCCCCCCUCCGCCACCGCCCUUGCCUGCCGUUCCCUAUGUAGAUCACCAGAACGCGAAGAAGAUCAAGAAUGACGUAAAUGUGCACAAAGAUACUAUAAAGCUAGAAGUUGAUAUGCUCAAUAAGGAUUGCCAUUUGGUGUCUUUUAUUUUCUAUGCAAUGGUGGAUGGAAGAAUGGGCAACAAGUUUCAACCUAACUCGUUGCCUUUAUUGGAAAAAUAGGCAACAAAACUACAAAAGCUAUUCAAAACAGAUAGGCCGAAAUUUUUAAAAAAGUCUGGCAGCUACUAUUCGGCUAAACAUCUGGAAAAUCACACGAACAAUCAUAGAACUCUGGCUGCUGCUUCCGAGGUUUUACGCGUCACGAACGGCUUGGCACAGCAGCUGCUUCUGAUACCUUUCUCCCAUCCGUGCUUCGUGUUUCAGAGGAUUCAAACUUCAGAGCUAAGAGCAUCAAAUGAAGAGCUUAAAGCAUCUAUUUCUCAAAUGAACAUUGACGCAAUGAAACGUGAAAAGAAUCUGAGGGAAGAUUUUACAAAAAUGUUCCAGGAAAUGAGGAGGGGGCGUCAUGGUUUUUAGUGAAAUCGUGUAUACUUCCGGUGGUACUUCAAGAGAUCUAUAUUAAGAGUCAAUUGACAGAUUUAUAUACUUGUCGAGUUCGAAGACUUUUAUUAUUUGUUUUUUUUUAUUUGUUUUUUAUAUCUUAAAAAGUUGUAAUUAAAUGAACAUGUGAUGAUGAGUUGAGAACUAGCAAACUUCUGCAUUGUCAUGUUUUGAUCAGUUUCAUGGAUUGACUAUGGAGACAUGGCAGCUAUAUGAAUUUCACAAAUGUAUAAAAAUAUUUCAUUUACUAUCAUAAUUUUGAAUUUGAUAAAAUGUAG